This is a messenger RNA of Acanthisitta chloris (rifleman), 1182 nucleotides long. RefSeq names its product chromosome unknown open reading frame, human C7orf26 (gene INTS15). The record is from RefSeq and is a predicted model, not a curated record. The transcript has 5 exons. Lineage: Eukaryota; Metazoa; Chordata; Aves; Passeriformes; Acanthisittidae. The annotation marks the transcript as partial.
AGACUGAACUCACUUCAGGAACUUCAGCUCCUUGAGAUAAUGUGCAACUAUUUCCAAGAGCAAACCAAGGAUUCAGUCCGACAGAUCAUCUUUUCAUCCCUCUUCAGCCCCCAGGGGAACAAAGCAGAUGACAACAGGAUGGCCCUGCUGGGGAAACUGGUCUCCAUGGCAGUGGCUGUGUGCAGAGUGCCUGUGCUGGAGUGUGCUGCCUUCUGGCUGCAGCGCACGCCCGCAGUGUUCUGUGUGCGCCUGGCACGAGCCCUGGUCGAUGACUACUGCAACCUGGUGCCAGGCUCCAUCCAGACCCUGAAGCAGAUCUUCAGUGCCAGUCCUCGCUUCUGCUGCCAGUUCAUCACAGCUGUCACAGCCCUCUACGACCUCUCUUCAGAUGACCUCAUCCCUCCUUCAGAUCUGCUGGAGCUGAUAGUUUCCUGGAUCUUUGAGGACCCACGCUUGAUCCUCAUCACCUUUCUGAACACUCCCAUUGCAGCCAACCUGCCCAUAGGGUUUCUGGAGCUCACACCACUGACAGGACUCAUCCGGUGGUGCGUGAAGGCUCCCCUGGCCUACAAGAGGAAAAAGAAAGCCUCUCUCUCCAAUGGACAUGCUCCCAGCAAAAUUGCCAAGGACUCGACCUCAGGAGAAGACAAAGAUUGCCACCAGCUGUAUUCAAAGCUGCACCUGAGCGUAUUGCAGGUUCUGAUGAUGCUCCAGGGGCACCUAACGGAGAAGAACCUCUACGGGCGCCUGGGGCUCGUGCCCUUUGACCACGUGGUUCCCCUGGUUGAGGAAAUUAACAGACUGUCUGAUGAGCUCAACCCUCUCAAUGCUUCCAAAGAGAUUGAACUGGCUCUGGACAGGCUGGCUCAGGCCUUGCAAGUGGCCAUGGCCUCGGGAGCUCUCCUGUGCACUAGAGAUGACUUGAGGACUGUGUGUUCCAGGCUCCCACAUAACAACCUCCUCCAGCUGGUGAUCUCUGGCCCAGUGCAGCAGCCAGCCCACAGUGCUCUGCCCCCAGGGUUCUACCCCCACAUCCACACCCCUCCCCUGGGUUACCCCUCACAUCCUCCACACCCUCCUCAUCCCUCACACCCCCCACACCCGGCUCACCCCGCGCUCCCAGCACACCCCGUCCAGACCUUCAUCCCAGGGAUGACAUUCCCAUAUCGGCCCAUCCGCUAG